Molecule: messenger RNA, 1515 nt
Organism: Fragaria vesca subsp. vesca
Lineage: Eukaryota; Viridiplantae; Streptophyta; Magnoliopsida; Rosales; Rosaceae
Exons: 1
Coding region: 1-1515 (504 amino acids)
Cellular component (GO): extracellular region
Source: RefSeq, a predicted model, not a curated record
AUGGCAUGGCUUCCAAGACUUGUAGUGCUGAAAUCCUCCUCGAACCACAAAUGCCUGAGCUUAACAAAAGAUAUUCCACUCGUACCAGCAGGGUUCAUGAGUUGCAAUACAGAACAAGUUGUGAAUCCAAAGGCCAAGUUUGAAGUGGAGAGGGCUAGUACUGGGACUGGAUUGGUGCAUAUAAGAUGCUGCUACAACAACAAGUACUGGGUGACAUGCCAGACCUCCAGGGAUAACAUAUGGAUCGUUGCGUCGGCAGACAAGCCAGAGGAAGACCAAUCAAAAAGCUCAUGCACCUUGUUCGAGCCUAGGUUUGCAGUAGGCGAAUCACAGGUCCUAUUUUUCCACGUCGAACGCCGGAGGUUCACAUCCUUGUGGAAGCGUGAGGGUACAGUGGAGCUUGCUUUGCACCUAGGAGCAGGCAGCGGCGAUGUUUUCCAAGUUGUUGACUGGGAAACGCUGGUGAUACUUCCGCCACGGGUGGCCUUCAAAUCCUUUGAAGAUGGCAAAUACCUCUGUUCCCGCUGGAUCGAAAAACACCCAUAUCAGAGGUUCGAGUCCAAUUUGGAUGUUGGAGAUCCACUGGUGGCCAAGGAGUUGUUUGUCACUGCUAAUGGAAGCCUUCGUAUAAAGGACGGGCACUAUGCCAAAUUCUGGAGGCGUAGCCCUAACUGGAUAUGGGCUGAUGCAUCAACCGAAAACAUGUCCGACGACACUUUGUUUUGGCCUGUCAGAAUCCAAGACAAUGUCAUUGCUCUUCGCAACUUGGGCAACAACAAUUUCUGCGGUGGACUCACCACCGAGUACAAAACCAACUGUCUCAACGCCGCCUACCGUAAUAUCUGUAAAGAGUCAAAGCUGGUGGUGGAAGAGCUUGUUCUUUCGAGGAACAUCUACAAUAUCAAUUUCCGACUCUCCGACUCCAGGAUCUACAACGAGCAGGUCAUAGAAAUGGACACAGCUGUCGCAGUUAACAACAGCCCAAACAGAGACUCCACUAUCAGCCUCAGCUUUGCAGAGAAAGACUCUAGGACACGUAGCUGGAAUAGCAGUGUUUCAUUGAAGUUGGGUGUUAACACAACUCUCCAAGUCAACUCUAUUCCUCUGAUUCUUGACGGAAAGAUCGAACUCUCCGUUGAGUCUACAACAGCAUACCAGUGGGGACAAACUACCACAGUUGAACAGACCAGGGAGGCCAAUUAUGCUGUUGUCGUGCCACCAUUAUCUAAGAUGAAGGUGAGUCUCAUAGCUUCAAGGGCUUCCUGCGAUGUGCCUUUCUCCUACACUCAGCGUGACAUUCUCACUGACGGCCGAACCGUUACCAAAACCAUGGAUGAUGGUCUUUUCACUGGGAUUAAUGCCUACAAAUUCGAUUACCAAAACCAGGCAUCCUUUAUUGGUGGCCAGGUUAUUCCCUCUGUCUCAAGUCCAUGGAGGCUCCCGCGUGCUGUGUACUUUUGGGUGUGUGUGGUUCUAGUGUUCAGUGUGCUAUUGCGUUUACUGCACUUCAUGUAA